ACAGUCCGUAAAGUUCCUGCGUAGGAGAGCGGGGAAGGUUCCGCCAGGGAGGUUGGGGUGGAGACUUCCGCGAUCUCAAUGGCGUUUGGCUGAAGCGGUCAGAGCUGAAAGGGGCAAAGCUGGAGUCCCACAGCUUGUAUGAAAUACAUAGGAACUAUUUCGCAGUGUUCCAGACACUCGGAAACUAUUCGAUCCAUUCUGGUCACGGACUCGCUUGGACUGUCAGCUGCCGGAAGUGAGGCUGCGGGGAAUGGCGGCCGCGGAGACUAUGGCGGCCGCUGCCCGAGAGCUGGUGCUGCGGGCUGUGGCCUCAGAUAUGGAGGAGGAGGAAGGCCCGUUGGGAGGUGGUCCUGGCAUUCAGGAGCCACUGCAGCUGGGGGAGUUGGAUAUCACUUCUGAUGAAUUCAUCCUGGAUGAAGUGGAUGUUCACAUUCAGGCGAAUCUGGAGGAUGAAUUAGUAAAGGAAGCUCUUAAAACGGGUGUGGAUCUGCGUCACUAUUCAAAGCAAGUGGAGCUGGAGUUACAGCAGAUUGAGCAGAAGUCCAUCCGGGAUUAUAUCCAAGAGAGUGAGAAUAUAGCAUCACUGCACAACCAGAUCACAGCCUGUGAUGCUGUCCUGGAGCGCAUGGAGCAGAUGCUGGGGGCCUUUCAGAGCGACCUCAGCUCCAUCAGCUCUGAGAUCCGGACACUGCAGGAGCAGUCAGGAGCCAUGAACAUUCGGCUUAGGAACCGCCAAGCAGUUCGGGGGAAACUUGGGGAGCUUGUGGAUGGUCUGGUGGUACCCUCUGCUCUGAUCACGGCAAUCCUGGAGGCUCCAGUGACAGAGCCCAGGUUCCUGGAGCAGCUGCAGGAGUUAGAUGCCAAGGCAGCUGCAGUCAGAGAGCAGGAGGCCAGGGGCACAGCAGCCUGUGCAGACGUCAGAGGGGUGCUUGACCGGCUCCGGGUCAAGGCCGUGAUGAAGAUCCGAGAGUUCAUCCUCCAGAAGAUUUACUCAUUCAGAAAGCCAAUGACCAACUAUCAGAUCCCUCAGACAGCCCUGCUGAAGUACAGGUUCUUCUAUCAGUUCCUGCUGGGUAAUGAGCGAGCAACAGCAAAGGAGAUUAGAGAUGAGUACGUGGAGACACUGAGCAAGAUCUACUUUUCUUACUACCGCUCUUACUUGGGGCGGCUCAUGAAGGUGCAGUAUGAGGAAGUCGCUGAGAAAGAUGACCUAAUGGGUGUGGAAGAUACAGCCAAGAAAGGAUUCUUCUCAAAGCCAUCCCUCCGCAGCAGGAACACCAUCUUCACCCUGGGCACCCGCGGCUCCGUCAUCUCCCCCGCUGAACUUGAAGCCCCCAUCCUGGUGCCUCACACAGCCCAGCGUGGAGAGCAGAGGUAUCCAUUUGAGGCCCUCUUUCGCAGCCAGCACUAUGCCCUCCUGGACAAUUCCUGCCGUGAAUAUCUUUUCAUCUGUGAAUUUUUCGUUGUGUCUGGUUCUGCUGCCCACGACCUAUUCCAUGCUGUCAUGGGCCGCACACUCUCCAUGACCCUGAAACAUCUGGAGUCCUAUCUGGCCGACUGCUACGAUGCCAUUGCUGUUUUUCUCUGUAUCCACAUCGUUCUGCGAUUCCGCAACAUUGCAGCCAAGAGGGAUGUUCCUGCUCUGGACAGGUACUGGGAACAGGUGCUGGCCUUAUUGUGGCCACGCUUUGAGAUGAUCCUGGAGAUGAACGUCCAGAGUGUCCGAAGCACUGACCCUCAGCGCUUGGGCGGACUGGACACUCGACCCCACUAUAUCACACGCCGAUAUGCUGAGUUCUCAUCUGCUCUUGUCAGCAUCAACCAGACAAUUCCCAAUGAGCGGACCAUGCAGCUGCUGGGCCAGCUCCAGGUGGAAGUGGAGAAUUUUGUCCUCCGAGUGGCAGCCGAGUUCUCCUCCAGGAAGGAGCAGCUGGUAUUUCUGAUCAACAACUAUGACAUGAUGCUGGGUGUGCUGAUGGAGCGGGCUGCAGAUGACAGCAAAGAAGUUGAGAGUUUCCAACAGCUGCUGAAUGCUCGGACGCAGGAAUUCAUUGAAGAGCUGCUGUCUCCCCCCUUUGGGGGUCUGGUGGCAUUUGUGAAAGAGGCUGAAGCUUUGAUUGAGCGUGGACAGGCUGAGCGGCUUCGGGGCGAAGAAGCCCGGGUGACUCAGCUGAUCCGGGGUUUCGGUAGCUCCUGGAAGUCAUCAGUGGAGUCUCUGAGUCAGGAUGUCAUGCGGAGCUUCACCAACUUCAGAAAUGGGACCAGCAUCAUCCAGGGAGCGCUGACCCAGCUGAUCCAGCUCUACCACCGCUUCCACCGGGUGCUGUCCCAGCCCCAGCUCCGGGCCCUCCCUGCCCGGGCAGAGCUCAUCAACAUCCACCACCUCAUGGUGGAGCUCAAGAAGCACAAGCCCAACUUCUAAUGCACGGGAUCCGCCCUGGGAUUUGCCCUUCCUCGCCAGGGGUUCCCCU
Ochotona princeps (American pika) is the source of this 2471-nucleotide messenger RNA. RefSeq names its product VPS52 subunit of GARP complex (gene VPS52). Gene Ontology annotation, biological process: endocytic recycling; retrograde transport, endosome to Golgi; lysosomal transport. Gene Ontology annotation, cellular component: GARP complex. Bases 251 to 2422 code for a protein of 723 amino acids. The record is from RefSeq and is a predicted model, not a curated record. The transcript has 20 exons. NCBI's taxonomy places the organism in Eukaryota, Metazoa, Chordata, Mammalia, Lagomorpha, Ochotonidae. Gene Ontology annotation, molecular function: syntaxin binding.